This is a messenger RNA of Amborella trichopoda, 3652 nucleotides long. Its product is annotated as Pentatricopeptide repeat (PPR) superfamily protein. Gene Ontology annotation, molecular function: protein binding. Lineage: Eukaryota; Viridiplantae; Streptophyta; Magnoliopsida; Amborellales; Amborellaceae. The record is from RefSeq and is a predicted model, not a curated record.
UGAGAGUCAUAGAGCCUCCGAUGUUUGAUUGCCAGGCAGAGGCAGAGCUUCUCAGUCCCUUCUCUCACUGAGGGCCAAAAGAGGAAAGAAACCUUGACUACUGUAAAUGAAGAGUGAUUUUCUGUUUGUGUUUUGAGCAAUUUGAAUGAUGAGCCACUCCUGCACUCACAAAGAUUUCAACUAUCGCACGUCCUUCCUCCAUCCAGGUAAGGCCCUUCUCCCAUCUCCCCAUGUUUCUCUCCCUGCAAAAAAUAGAGUUUUUCUUCAGGGGUUUAAGCUCUAUUGCCAUACAAACACUCUCUCUCCUUUGAAAACCUUUAAAGGAAUCAGAAGCAGGAGAUAUGGUGGGUGCAUUCCAUCUGUCCUCCAUGCUCUCGAGAGAGAAGCUGACUUAGACAAAGCUCUCAGUCCUUGGGUUGAGAAACUCAGCCCAAAAGAGCAAACCCUAAUCCUCAAAGAGCAAAGGGACUGGAACCGAGCACUCUCUGUGUUCAAAUGGUUCAAGUCUCAAAGAGACUAUAUCCCUAAUGUGAUUCACUGCAAUGUUUUACUUAGAAUAUUGGGUAGGGCUCAGGAAUGGGACCAACUUAGGCUUUUCUGGAUUGAAAUAGCAAAAGAUGGUGUUUCUCCCACCAAUAACACAUAUGCAACUCUUAUUGAUGUUUAUGGAAAGGCCGGGUUAUCAAAAGAGAGUCUUCAAUGGCUAAAACACAUGAAAACCAGAGGAAUAUUCCCUGAUGAGGUCACUAUGAGCACGGUUGUUCACAUUCUUAAAGAAGCACAGAAAUUUGAUCUCGCUGAGAAAUUCUUUGACGAUUGGUGUGCAUCAAAAAUGGAUUUGGAAGCCUUAGAAUCGGUUAACUCGAACGAAACAGAGAUGGGUGCAAAGUAUUUCUUAUCGACUGAGCUUUUCAAGGCCGGAAAGCUCCCAUUUUCUCAACGUUUUACCAGUAAAUAUCCUGAUAGUAAUUCCAGCAAUGAGGGUCAGUUGUCUUUGUCCAAUGCGGAAGAGAUUUCUACGAGGAAGCCCCGGCUCACUUCUACAUUUAACACUUUGAUCGAUUUGUAUGGAAAGGCCGCCAAGUUAAAGGAUGCUUCUGCUACAUUCUCUGAGAUGUUAAGAUCUGGUGUUAUGCCUGAUCUCGUGACUUUCAAUACCAUGAUUCAUAUUUGUGCAUCAAAUGGGCACACAUUGGAAGCUGAAGCCUUGUUUGAUAAAAUGGAAGAGAGAAGAAUUUCACCUGAUGUAAUGACGUUCAACACAUUCAUAGAUAUGUACUCAAAAUCUGGAGAUACCCAGAAAGUCUUGGAUAUUUAUAGGAAGAUCAAAGAGGCGGGUCUUCACCCAAAUGCCGUAACCCACCGGACGAUUCUCCAUAACUUUAGUGAGAGAAGGUUGGUACAAGAAGUAGAGUCAAUGCUUGAAGAGAUGGACCGAUUGGGUAUAGAUAUAGAUGAGCAAUCAGUACCUGUAAUUAUGAAGAUGUAUAUUGAUUUGGGGCAGCUAAAUACAGCCAAGGCCUUUUUAGAGAAAUUCAACCUGUCAAGUCGGGUAUCAAUCUCUUCUAGAACAUAUGCUGCCAUUAUAGAUGCCCUUGCUGAGAUGGGUCAUUGGUCUGAAGCCGAGGCCAUCUUCGUGGGUGUUCGAGGUUCAGGAAACAAGAAGGAUGUAUCUGAAUAUAAUGUCAUGAUAAAGGCCUAUGGCAAUGCAAAGCUUUAUGAUAAAGCUUUAUCCUUGUUUGAGGGGAUGAAAAGCCAUGGAAUUUGGCCAGAUGAGUGCACUUAUAACUCUCUUAUUCAAAUGCUUUCUAGUGGAGAUUUAUCCGAUAGUGCAAGGGAAACCCUAGGCAAGAUGCAAGAAGAAGGGUUCAAGCCUCAAUUGUCUACUUUUUCCUCUGUUUUAGCAAGCUUUGCUCGUACUGGGCGAGCUGCUGAGGCAGUACAAAUCUAUCAAGAAAUGCUUAGAAGUGGUGUUUCACCCAAUGAAAUUGUGUUUGGGGCCUUAAUAAAUGCUUAUGCGGAAGCUGGCCAAGUUAAGGAAGCCCUUGAUUAUAUCCAUAAAAUGGAACUAUCAGGCUAUCCUGCAAAUAAUGUGGUUUAUACAUCUGUGAUAAAGGGGUAUAGUAAAGUAGGUCUUUGGAGAGAAGCCCAGGAGUUAUACCAAAAGAUGAGGGAUCAUGGGGAUGGUCCAGAUAUCAUAGCAUCAAAUACCAUGAUUAAUCUUUAUGCUGAUCUGGGAAUGGUACAUGAGGCAAAAUUCAUAUUUGAUAGCUUGAGGAGAAGUGGUCGGGCUGAUGGGGCAUCUUUUGCAUGCAUGAUGUGCAUGUAUAAGAGCAUGGGCAUGCUAGAUGAAGCCAUAGAAGUUGCUGAAGAGAUGCAAGAGUCAGGGCUUUUAACUGAUUGUGAAUCUUUUAAUAAUGUUAUGGCCUCUUAUGCAAUUAAUGGGCAGUUAAGAGAGUGUGCUAAGCUCUUUUACCGUAUGUUCUCUGAGAAAAUUUUGCCAAAUAAAUCCACUUUUAGGGUAAUCUUUACGGUUUUAAAGAAAGCGGCUCUUCCAUUAGAGGCAGUUACUCAGCUCGAACUGGCAUAUAAUGAUGGGAAACCAUAUGCGAGGCAGGCAAUAGCAGCGCUUCUUUAUUCAGUCAUGAGAAUGCAUGAAUUUGCACUUGAAUCUUGUGAAAUUUUCAUGAAAGCCGAAAUGGCUCUUGAUAGUUUUGCAUAUAAUGUUGCUAUUUAUGCAUAUGGAGCCUCGGGGCAGAUGGACAAGGCAUUUAGUGUUUCCAUGAAAAUGCAAGAUGUGGGUAUCGGGCCUGAUAUUGUUACUUACAUUAACUUGGUAAUUUGCUAUGGAAAAGCAGGACUAGUUGAAGGUAUCAAAAGGAUAUAUAGCAAAAUGAAAUACCGGGAGAUUGAUCUUAAUGAAUCCCUCUUUUGGGCUACUGUAGAUGCUUAUAAGGAGGCCGGAAGAAAGGAUCUUGCUGAGUUGGUUAAUCGGGAAAUGAAGUUCAGUUUUGACCUAGAAGAAGAAGAAGAAGAAGAAGAAGAAGAAGAAGAAGAAGAAGAAGAAGAAGAAGAAGAAGGGUCUCAUGAUGAAGAAUUCUAUUCUGAGCGUGACGAUAGUGAAAGUGUUGUAUAGGCUUUAAAACAGAGUGGCAGUGUUUGUCGUAUAAUUUAGUGUGUUACUUUUAAUAUGCGCUAAUUCUUGAUAGGAAGUGGCUUGCUUACAUUGGUGCCCAUUGGAGCAGAUUUAUUGUGUUCUUGGCUUCAACUUCUUUUUCGAUGGGUCAAAGACAAAAGCUUCAAGUCGCAGUAGGUGCCAUCGUAAAAGUGAUAAUGGUGACCACUCCGUAAUUUUGCAUGAGAAACCAGCAUUAAGUCUUUUCAAGAUGAACUCAAAGAAAUAUAUUUUGAGUCGACAAAUGGUUUGUGGUGAUAAUCAUCGCAAGAUACUAAAUUUAUGGUCUAUGAUAUCUAGAUACAUCUUCUGAAGGGACCCUGGCAUCAUACUUGUUUGUGAAUUGACAUGUUUCUGAAGGAACAGAUACAAUGUGGCGCUUCUUUUCAAAUAUCUUGUUACUUUGCUUUUUCUCCACAUGCUAUUGUAAAUUUAAAUGGAUCAAUAGAAAGGUUUUUGAAUAUGAUGUUAAUCUUA